AUCGCGUUCACCCGUCUCAACUGAGUGAAGAAAAGGGCAACAAAGAUCAUGAUCUGCUCUUCUAGUCCCAUUGCCCAUAUGCACUAUUUUAGGACUUGAUGUUUAUUUAUGACUGGGUCACUGUCCCGAAAUAAUCACAACAACCAUGGCUUCCGUGAAGGUGGCUGUGCGCGUACGGCCGAUCAACCAAAGGGAGAUUGAUCUGGAAUCAAGAUGUAUUAUUCAAAUGGAAGGCAAGAAGACACGCAUCACAAACUUGAAGAUGCCAGAGCAGACAUCAGAGGGAGACAUGGCAAGGGAAGCAUUCAAAGUCAAAGACUUCACGUAUGAUUUCUCCUUCUGGUCCUUCAACAAGGCUGAUGUACACUAUGUGUCACAGGAACAGGUAUUUAAGUGUCUAGGUCUGGAUGUCAUUGCUAAUGCGUAUGCUGGGUACAAUGCUUGUGUGUUUGCCUAUGGUCAGACUGGCUCAGGGAAGACGUAUACCAUGAUGGGCUACCAGGAUGAUCGUGGCUUAAUACCUAGAAUUUGUGAGGGCCUUUUUUCAAGGAUGACAGAUGAGUCUACUUCAUACAGAGUAGAAGUCAGUUACCUGGAGAUCUAUAACGAGAAGGUGCGUGACCUGUUAAAGUACUCCACCAACUCAAAGGUUACCCAUUCACUGAGAGUCCGGGAGCAUCCUAAAGAUGGACCCUAUGUCCAAGAUUUGUCCAAACAUAUAGUGAACAACUAUGGAGACAUUGAAGAGCUCAUGAUCAGGGGAAAUAACAACAGGACAACUGCCUCAACCAAUAUGAAUGACACAAGCAGCAGGUCCCAUGCUAUUUUCACUCUGGUGUUCACCCAGGCAAACUUCAGCAAGGACAUGCCAAGUGAGAUGAACAGUAAAGUCCAUUUAGUGGAUUUAGCAGGAAGUGAGAGAGCUAAUGCUACGGGAGCAACAGGUCAGCGGCUUAAGGAGGGAAGCAGUAUCAACAAGUCACUCGUCACCCUCGGCAACGUCAUCUCACUUCUCGCUGAAAAGGGAGGCAAAUCUAAGACAUUCAUUCCAUACCGAGAUUCGACCUUGACAUGGCUACUGAAGGACAGUUUAGGAGGGAAUUCUAAAACAGUGAUGGUGGCAACAAUAUCACCGGCAGAUGUAAACUAUGGGGAGAUUCUGAGUACUCUACGCUAUGCUAACAGAGCCAAGGACAUUAUCAACAAACCCACGGUCAAUGAGGAUCCAAAUGUGAAGCUGAUCCGUGAACUGCGAGCAGAAAUUGCCAGACUGAAAGCUCUAUUGGGAGGCCAUAUUGAUGGGAUAUCUACGCCAAGGGUGCAGGAGAAGUUGCACGAGAAUGAGGCUAGGGUGAAAGUACUAACUGAGGAGUGGGCAGGAAAAUGGACAGAGGCUGCCAAUGUGUUACAGCAAGAGAAGACGCUAGCAUUGCGCAAAGAGGGCUUUGGUGUUGUCCUGGAUUCUGACCUGCCUCACCUGAUUGGGAUAGAUGACGACAUCAUCAGUACUGGCAUCAUGCUCUACCAUCUCAAGGAAGGGAGGACAACAAUCGGAAGGACAGAUGCCCAAGUGCCCCAAGAUAUAGUUCUGGCAGGGCUGGAGGUGGAGCAGGAGCACUGUAUCAUAGUGAACAACUGUGGAGUUGUCACCCUUCUGCCACUAGAGGGAGCCCUCUGUACCAUCAAUGGAGUGAAUGUUCAGGAUGAGACACAACUCACCCAAGGUGCUGUAAUACUACUGGGUAAAACCAACAUCUUCCGAUUUAACCACCCCGCCGAGGCUGCCAAGAUGAAGGAGGAACUGAAAGCUUGUAACCUGUCUGUGUCGAGGACAUCUCUCCUAAGCCAGUCCAUGACGGAUCUGUCUAUAUACAAGAGCCAUGAGAACCUGUUAUCUCUUGGACUUGACUUUGAACAAAUGCACAGAGAAGAACUCGAGAAAUUAGAAGAGAAAAGACAACAGAUUGAGGAGCUUGAGGAGCGUUACCGUCAGGGAGAGGAGCAGAGACUGGUUAAGCAGCAAAGCCUGGAGAGAGAGUUGGAGGAGAAGAGUGCUGAGUUAGAACACAUGCAGCAGGAAGCUGAGAAGAUACAGAGGGAGGCAGAGAUGGCUCAUCUUGCUGCCAAGAAAGAAAAUGCCAUGUGGAAGCGCAAGUCGAUGGAUCUGGAGAAACAAGUGCUGGAGCUGGAGGUGGAGAGAGACAAAGGCAAGGCCAGGGCUGCCAUUAGUGGGAAGGGUUCAAUUGCACCAUUCAGCAAAGAAGUCAGUGACGAAGAAGAGCACAGUGACAAGGAGGAGAUAACCAGGCAGGUUGAGGAAGAUUUGUCUCUCCUGUCUGAGCGUGAAGCACAACACAUUGAAGAAGCCAAGGCGCUGAAAGAGAAACUAAGCAAGGAACUCAAUACACUGAUAGCAGAACAGUUGGAGAAGAAGGAAGAAUUACAGAGGAAGAUUGAGGAACUGAAUAGAAAAGAAGAAAGUCAAGAAGAACAGCUUGAAGAAGCAAAGGAUGUGCUCGCAACGAAAAAAACGACCAUUGAGGAAGAACGACAAAAGGAGUUACAGUUGAUUGCUGCAGAAAAGGAAACAAUAGGUUUACUGAGACAGGAGAUAGGGGUGGCUCAGAGAAAGGGGGUGCUAGAGGGGAUUGAGAGCUCUGUGAGGCUGGGAGAGAGGGAGGCAGAGAUUCGACAGAGGUUAGGGGACAUACGUGACAGGGAAGAGCAGCUUCCCAAAGCCUACUUAGAGAAGGAAAAAGCUCUUGAAGACAGGAAGGUCAUGCAGUUAGCAGAGUUUGACCAGAGAAUCCAAGGUGUGGAAGAAGAUGAGCAGAGAUUACAGGAGCGAGAACAGGCACAUAGACAGAGGGCAACAGCAGGAGAAUUCCGGACUGAGGCCGAGAGAGAGGAACACAAGCUUCAGGGAGAGGCAAUAGAGCGAGAGAAAAAACAACUGGAGGAGAAUUUGAAAGUGCUUAUGGAAGAGGAAGAAGAAAUGACCAGAAAGAUGCAGGAAGAAGCAGAGCAGUUGGAGAAGGAAAAGCAAGAAGAGUAUAAGAAACUGGAGAAGGACAAGUCAGAUUUGAUCGAUAUCCGACAGGCCCAGCUUGAUAAAGUGGAAGAUGAAAUAGAGGAAAGGAAUCAUGGGUUAGAGGAUAGAGAGGGCAAAGUUCAGGAAGCUGAGGCUAGCUUACUUGACCUGGAAGAUCAACAUCAAAUUUAUGUUAGCAAAGUAACAGACCAGCAAAAAGAACUCCAGGCAGGGAGACAACUCCUGGAAACAGAACUAGAUGAGCUUGAGCAAGAACAAUCUCGUGCCAUUAGAGAAGUUCAGGAUAGGCAAGAACAGAUGAACAGUGAAACUGCAGUAGUUCUGGAGGAAAUUCAGGAGCAAAGGAAAAGACUUCUAACUCUAAAGGAGGAGCUUGAAAAGAGACAAGUUGUGAAUGGGGAUGGUCUCCAGAAAACGACAACUGGUCAUGGAGAUGACUUUGAUCAAACCAUGGCAGUCAAGGCCCAGGAGCUGGAGGAGAUAGAAAAACGUGUGGUCAAGAUACGCCAGGAGCUGGAAGACAAAAAGAAGAGACUGGAGGAAGAAAGAGAUUCUGAACUGGACAAAAUAGAGUUCGAAAAGUUAAAGCUUCAGGAAAUGGAACAUCAGGAGAGGAUUAAUAACCUAGUUGAACAGGAAGUGAAGCGAAGGCUAUUUGAGGAGAAAGUCCAAAGAGAAAAACAAUGGCGGAUUGACAGACUGAAAGACAAACAAGAAAGGGAGAAAGAAAUAGAUCGGCUGAAAAAAAUACAUGACAGAGAAUUAAGGCAGCUCAAGGCCAAGUAUGAGAAAAACAAUGGAAACCUCCCGGCCCAAGCUGUUCCCUCAAAGUCCAAUCCUUAUGUUACUGUCAUGUCACCUGGUAUGAAUUCUGGCAUCCCUGAAAUAUGUGUAAGAAACGCUAGUGAUUCAAGUGGCAGCUCAAACAAAGUCAACAGUCGCAUCAACAUGGCUGCUACAGUGGAUGUCACAAUUCCAACAUAUCGUCUGUCUGGCCACGGAGCUGAUUCCCAUUAUGAGUAUGAGGUUAAGAUUGUUUUAGGAGAUGAAAGCUGGACUAUUUAUCGUCGUUAUAGCCGAUUCCGGGAUCUCCAUCAGCGAGCCAAGAAGAAAAUUCCUGAAGUUGCAGCCUUGGCCUUUCCUCCCAAAAAGUUAUUCAGUCGAUCAGAAAAAGUUGUUUCUGAUCGCCAGAGAUCUUUAGAGCAUUACCUGAUCAACUUUGUGGAAGUGUGUCGACAGAGUCCCAGUUCCUCCCUCCAAGCGGCCAAAAAUCCAUACGUAUCUAAACAGUUCCUCUGUGAAUGUGAACCGUUUUUUAAGAAGGGAAUCUUUGAAACCACCAAACAUGGGACAACAUAAGCAGAUGGAGAGAGUGUCUGUGUCACCUGUUGAGAUUAUGUUGGGACUUACCUGUGGAUGAUAGUUGUCUCCUGUUACUGAUUCUGCCAUAUUCCAGUCUUCAGAGUUAUAUGAUGUUUUGUUGUUAUCUGUUGCACAUGUGCAUACAUGUAUAUUUUUAGGGGAUAGAUUUCUUUAUAUUUGUGGCAAUAUGUUUCUUGACUCAUUACUAAACAGCUUAGAGUUUCAGUAUAUAUUGUCUGGAGUUGUAAUAUUUUGCUCAAUGUUGUUUAAAAUGCCAUUAUUAAAUUAAACAGCUUUAAUGGUCAAAUGUUUGCUCCGCUCUGUAAUACUAGGUGUAUUUUUGGGGUGGGGAAUGGUGGGAAUGAGGAAUUAUGGUUUGUUUUACUUGCAAUACACAAUGGCAAAUUGUAUAACUAUUACAGUGUAUUUUGAAGUUAUAGUCUGAUCUUCUGGAAUACAUAAAUAUGCAUGGCCCCUUUUACUUGGGUAUCAAGUCAUUUAAGUCUUAUACAAAUAUGUUACACAUUUUUUAAGGUAGUUUCUUCCUCGUCAUGACAAAUGUCAGGUUUUUUUUUUAAAUUAUUUUUACAUUUCCUUUUUUAAUUACCUUUCAUAAUGUCAGUCAUUAUAAUAUUUCUUGAUGGAUUCUUUACCUUGAAAUAUCACAAAUUAUUGUCUCUAAUUUUGCGUGAUUAAGUUUUGUUUAUUUCUGUUUAUGUGAUCUCAUUUUGCUGUGUGACAUCAUUAUUAGUUUGUUGGGGUGAUAUUGAUGUGACAAAUAAUUAUCUCUUCACACUUUUCAAUUUCGAGUUUUCGAGGAAAAAGUAGAAAAGAGGCACAUCAAAAGCUUUAUGUCUGGUUUUAUUUUUUGCAGCAUACCAAGAAUCAUGGGUUGACUUAGCAAUAAUCGAGACCUUUGAACUAAAGAACUGUGCAGAUUAAGCCUUUUGAAUGUUAAGCUUAUCGUGUCAUUCCGCCAUUUGUUCAUCCUCACUCACUGUGAUUUAUAUUGAAUUCUACUCACCUGAUUCAGCAGUUGUUAAGAACAUGUCAUUUAAGGUGAACUGGGAGAUUUAUUGACCUUUAAUAUUCAAAUAAUAAGCACAAACUAUUUAUAGGCUAUUUUACAUUGUAUUAUUCCCUGUUGAUUAUUUACAACCUGAAGUAAAUGCGUGAGUGAAGUUUAAGAGUCCUUGUAUAUGUUAGUAAACCAUAACUUGUUUUCUGUUGAAAUCUAAUGAUGUGCUUGAAUUCCCAAGGCUCUUAUCUGAUGACCAAUGAAAUAUUGAACAUUGAAAAAAUUGUCCAAAAUUUGAAUGAAGUGUUGCAUUGAAGCAUUAAAAUAUCAUGCAACGACAAGGUAUUGAUUGUUUCGAGACAGCAGUAUGUUGGGCAAAUAUUCAUGGUAGUUUAAUAAAAUAAAAUCAAGCAGUAUGUUUUAGCACACAUGCACAUGAACAGUAUAAUGCCCAGUUUAUUGUUUACACACAGUUUUCAGAUGAUUGCAGAUUACCUUUAAUGUCAAAACUGCAGUAGUGCAAUUGAAAUGAUGUUGAUUGCUUUUUAUACUGCUUUUAAAGUGUCUGUGAAAAUUAUGAUAAAUAGCCAUGAGUUUUUUUUUUAAAUUUGCAGAUUUCAGUAUAAUACCGUUUUGUAUGACUUAGCUUUUGUAAUAUGCACUUCUCUGUGGGUUUAUACAUGUACAUGUAUGUAUGUGAGCCAGAUGAGAGGCAAUUCAGAUUAAAAUCCAAGCAAGAAUCUGUGAUAACCACAAAUUGUUAGCAGCAUCUUUUCUCAACAUUAUUGUACAUCUUAAGCGAGAGAUAAAAUGGCUUGUUGCUAUUAGAAAUCAUGUGCAAUAUUUUAAAGCAAACUUCCAAACCUAAUGUUUUGUUCUAUUUGUCAUCCAUAGCACGUUCUAUUACUACAAUUAGGUGUUCCAGACAGCUGGUCUUCUAAAACUAAUUUUAUAUCAAGGCUAUAAAAUUAUUUAUGCUGAGGAAGAGGUUGAAUUAUUGCUCAUUGGCAAACAUAGAGUGGUCUCCGUCCGUCCUUCGAGGUCAGAGUAAAGUCAAAAUCGGCCAAUGAUCACCUCCUACAUGACAUUUUCAACUAUUUUAAUGAUCACUGCAAAAAACUUUAGUGUCAAAGUAGAAUUUUAACUAUAUCCUCCAACUUCUUAAUUUUAACACAUUUUACACUUUGUUAGAAGGUAAAUAAUUAGAUGUCAUUUUUUGACCUAGCUAGAUAAAUCUGGAAAAGAAGGUGUGUUAUGGUUUGUAUUUUUGCACAGCAUAUAGGUCCGUUACAGGGAGAUUAGAGGCAUUAAGGUUUUAGUGUCUACUACAGAUCAAUGAAUUAAAAUUGUCAUCACUGGUGUAAAUUCAACAAAUGAAGUAAGUUAUUAGAGGUAUUCCUUUUUACUUUCACCAGUUGAAUGAAAAAUAUUUUAUCCAAUUUUUUAUGUCAUGAAUGAUGUAUUUUUGUUGAGGUGUUGUCUGAUGGGUGUUGGAAUUACAUGUGGAUACAUUUUUAUGACCACAUAAUUCAUAAUUUAUUAACACUGCACUUUGGGGGAAAAGAUGGAAAUGCUAGACAUAGUGGAACGCUAAGAGAACUUUUUAAAAGGUGUUUUGUCUGGUUUUGGGGUGCUUUUAGGAGAGCAUGUUACGCACUUGUAACAAAUGUAUUAUGAAACAUAGAAACAAGGGGUUUGUUUUGGGGGAUGCUCAUAUUUGUGAAUUUUUGGAAAAGUUGAAAGGGAUAAAUUUUCUCAAAUUUUUGUGUACCUUGCUAUCUAGUACUGCAGGAUUCAGACUGAAGUAAC
Liolophura sinensis is the source of this 7241-nucleotide messenger RNA. RefSeq names its product kinesin-like protein KIF16B. NCBI's taxonomy places the organism in Eukaryota, Metazoa, Mollusca, Polyplacophora, Chitonida, Chitonidae. Gene Ontology annotation, biological process: microtubule-based movement. Gene Ontology annotation, molecular function: phosphatidylinositol binding; microtubule binding; ATP binding. The coding region runs from base 146 to 4411 and encodes 1421 amino acids. The transcript has 38 exons. The record is from RefSeq and is a predicted model, not a curated record.